Notothenia coriiceps (black rockcod) is the source of this 1444-nucleotide messenger RNA. It is a transcript of the gene clcn6, whose product is annotated as chloride channel 6. The transcript has 11 exons. The annotation marks the transcript as partial. Gene Ontology annotation, biological process: transmembrane transport; chloride transport. The record is from RefSeq and is a predicted model, not a curated record. Lineage: Eukaryota; Metazoa; Chordata; Actinopteri; Perciformes; Nototheniidae. Gene Ontology annotation, molecular function: chloride transmembrane transporter activity. Gene Ontology annotation, cellular component: intracellular membrane-bounded organelle; lysosomal membrane.
CCUGCAGCCUUGCAGCAGUGCAGUGACAGAGUCUGUCUCUCUGUGUCCCUGCUGGAGCUCCUGGCCUUCAACCUGACCUUCGUCUUCAUCGCCAGUGUGCUCGUCCUCGUUGAGCCUUUAGCUGCAGGUUCGGGGAUCCCAGAAAUUAAAAGUUACCUAAACGGAGUGAAGGUUCCAGGAGUCGUCCGGCUGCGAACUUGCCUCUGCAAAACUGCUGGAGUCCUGUUCAGCGUGGCUGGAGGUCUGUUUGUGGGGAAAGAGGGUCCAAUGAUUCACAGUGGAGCCAUAGUGGGGGCUGGCCUUCCUCAGUUUCAGAGCAUCACUUUCAAGAAGAUCAAAUUUGAUUUUUCCUACUUCCGCAGUGACAGGGACAAGCGAGACUUUGUUUCAGCAGGUGCAGCAGCUGGAGUAGCUGCUGCAUUUGGUGCCCCUAUAGGUGGCACGCUCUUCAGUCUGGAGGAGGGCUCCUCUUUCUGGAACCAGGCACUCACUUGGAAAGUGCUCUUCUGCUCAAUGUCUGCCACGUUCACCCUCAACUUCUUCCGUUCUGGGAUCAACUUUAACAAGUGGGGCUCCUUCCAGCUGCCUGGUCUGCUCAACUUUGGAGAGUUCAAGUGUCCAGAUGAAGAUAAGAACUGCCACCUGUGGACAGUAGUGGACCUGGCCUUCUUUGUCCUGAUGGGGGUGGUGGGUGGCUUGCUGGGGGCGCUCUUCAACUGCAUGAACAAAAGCCUGGCCAAGUAUCGCAUCAGGAACAUCCACCCAAAGGCCAAGUUCAUCAGAGUUUUAGAGAGUCUACUGGUUGCCAUGGUGACAACAGUAGUGAUAUUUGCUGCUUCGAUGCUGUUAGGCGAAUGUCGUGACCUGUACUCCCCCACAACCCACAACACCACAGUGAAGAAGCUUCGCAGGGGUCAGAGGCAAAGCAGAGUGGGAGCAGGAGUCAGCCAAGAGGAUGUGGCCAGGUGCGGUGGAGGAGUCGGGCCGACGCAGGGCUGCGGACUCACGUCUUUACACUCACCACACAAUCCUCACUCUGUCCCCUCUGGUUUGUCCUCUGUUAGGAAGCUGGGAAUGGACAUCUACCCGGGGACCUUUGCUCUGAUUGGAGCUGCUGCCUUCCUGGGAGGCGUGGUCAGGAUGACCAUUAGUCUGACCGUCAUCCUCAUUGAAUCCACCAAUGAAAUCACAUAUGGGCUGCCCAUCAUGAUUACUCUAAUGGUUGCCAAGUGGACGGGAGAUUUUUUCAACAAAGGCAUCUAUGACAUCCACAUCCAGCUGAGAGGAGUGCCGCUGCUGGAGUGGGAGACUGAGGUUGAAAUGGACAAGUAAGAUUAGUUCUGGGGGCUGAAGGCCUGGUGCUGCACUCUCACUGUCACACACACUUACAGUUGCAAGAAAAAGUGAACCCUUUGGAAUUACCUGGAUUUCUGCAUAAGUUGGU